AUGGGGCCAGCUGAGGGGCCACAGGAAUGUUCGCUGCCUCUGUGCCUCUUUCCAGGGACAGGCAUCACAGUAACACAACCACAACUUGCUCUGAUGGGAGCUGCCACACCCAGUGGCCAGUGUUGGAUGUGGUGGUGGACAGAAAUGUUUAACUGGAGAUUACGAAGGGCCAUUGAGGAACACCAGGACAGCACCCCACUCAAGUUAGGAAACAGAUCAGGUGAACUGGAAAUCAAUCUGCCCCCCAACUCCUUCCUCAGGGAAGAAAAUUGCCCAUCUCUCGAGAAGAGCCACUCCAGCCACCCUUCACCAGCACCUAUCCUCCAGGUGAAUGCCCUGGGACAUAACCGCAGCUCCACUGAACAGAUCCGGGCCCAUUUGAACACUGAGGCUCGGGAGAAGGACAAACCCAAAGAGAGGGAGAGAGACCACUCGGAAUCCCGCAAGGACCUGGCCGAAGAGCACAAGGCAAAGGAGGGCCACCUGCCCGAGAAGGACGGGCACGGCCACGAGGGGCGCGCCGCAGGCGAACAGGUCAAGCAGCUGGCCCGGGUGCGAGCCCCCUACUUGCGGACCCCCGUGGUGGAGAGCGCCAGGUCCAACAGCACCUCGAGCCGGGAGGCUGAGCCGUGCAAGGGUGAGCUGGCCUACGAGAACCCCAAGAAGAGCUCCGACGUCAAGGUGAAGGAGGAGCGGAAGGAAGACCACGACCUGCCUCCGGAGGCCCCACAGACCCACCGGGCCUCAGAGCCGCCGCCUCCCAACUCCUCGUCCAGCGUGCACCCGGGGCCCCUGGCCUCGAUGCCCAUGACAGUGGGGGUGACGGGCAUUCACCCCAUGAACAGCAUCAGCAGCCUGGACAGAAAUUGCAUGAUGACCCCCUUCAUGGGCAUCAGCCCCCUCCCAGGCGGAGAGCACUUCCUGUACCCGUCUUUCCACUGGGACUCUAUCCGGGACCCCCUGAGGGAUCCUUACCGAGAACUUGACAUUCACCGGUGAGACCCGCUGGGCAGGGACUUUCUGCUAAGGAAUGACCCACUUCACCGGCUAUCGACUCCCCGGCUGUACGAAGCCGACCGCUCCUUCAGGGACCGGGAGCCUCACGACUACAGCCACCAUCACCACCACCACCCGCUGUCGGUGGACCCUCGGCGGGAACACGAGCAGGGAGGCCACCUGGACGAGCGGGAGCGCUUGCACAUGCUCAGAGAGGACUAUGAGCACACGUGGCUCCACUCCGUGCACCCCGCCUCCCUGGACGGACACCUGCCCCACCCCAGCCUCAUCACCCCAGGACUCCCCAGCAUGCACUAUCCCCGCAUCAGCCCCACCGCGGGCCACAAGAACGGACUCCUCAACAAGACGCCUCCGACAGCAGCGCUGAGUGCGCCUCCCCCACUCAUCUCCACGCUGGGGGGCCGCCCGGUCUCUCCCAGGAGGACUACUCCUCUGUCUGCAGAGAUCAGGGAGAGGCCCCCUUCCCACACGCUGAAGGAUAUCGAGGCCCGAUAAGCCGAGAACAGGAGCACAAACGAGGAAAAAGAAACCCUAGGCAGACACCAGCCAGACUUCAGAGAGAGAACUCCGCCAUCACUCACACAGACCUGGGGGGAAGCCCCACCUCUUCCCCUUGUAGAAAUGUAUAGACUCAGUGCAGAUUUUGAAAUGUUUUGUAUAUUAUAUGUUGAGAUUUUUCAGCUCUUUUAGCCCAGUCAUAUGUUAUCAUGUCUCCCACUUUUUGUUUCUCGUAUAAAACUUUUUGAUUUGAACCAAAAAAAAAUGAGAAUGAAAAUUGCCCAUCUCAAUACUUGGUACCAAGUGGAAAAGGGGGACAUAUUUCCCCUAAAAAUUCAUAACUACAAGCUGGCUCAUGUGUGAUUUGCAGAUAAAAUUCACUCUACCUGAGUAGUCUGAAAUACUAUCAAGAUAAUGUGGUAGGAAGUGGGUGGGACUGGACUCCAGAGGCGGGGCUCAGCAACAGACCAAAUUGAGGACUAGCUAAAACAGAUGGGGUAGAAGUGCCUUUCCAUAUGACACGGCCACUAGUGUGCCAUGUCAGUUUACCACUGCCAUGGUAACACCCAGAAGUUACCACCCCUUUCCAUGGCAAUGACCCAAUGACCCGGAAGUUACCACCCUUUACAUACAGAAAUUUCUGCAUAACCCACCCCUUAAUUUGCAUGUGAUUAAAAGUGGGUAUAAAUGUGAAUGCAGCACUGCCUUUGAGCUGCUGCUCUGAGCAUGCUGCCUGUGAGGUAUCCCUGCUCCACAAGGACCAGUACCUCUGCAGGUUUAUUAGGAUCUUGGAAGAGUAUAAUGGGGAAAGAAAUAUCUACACUGUUACCAAAUUUUUUUUUCCAAAUUUUUGAGUAUACACUGCUGCUUCAAUAAAAGUUGCUGUUUAACACACUGGCUUGCUCUUUGAUUCUUUCCCGGGCAAAGCUAAGAAUCUUCCCAGGCUAAGCCCCAAUUUGGGGGCUCACGUGCCUUGCAUCAUCUGGUGACCAAAGAAAGACAAUGAGCAAGAGGCAAUGAGUCAGUGAAGACGGUGGCAGUCAGCAGACAGGUGAGAUGGUGAGACAGCAGAGAUGGCAGCAAUCAGUGAUUAGUGGAGAGGUGACCAUUGGGGAGAGACAGCAACUGGCAAGACAGUGAGAGAUUGGCAAGAUCACACAGAGAGACAGUCAGAGAUCACAAAGCAGUCUGUGAUUGAGGCUGCAAGAGCUAUAACACCGAG
Callithrix jacchus (white-tufted-ear marmoset) is the source of this 2737-nucleotide messenger RNA. The record is from RefSeq and is a predicted model, not a curated record. NCBI's taxonomy places the organism in Eukaryota, Metazoa, Chordata, Mammalia, Primates, Cebidae.